Quercus lobata is the source of this 1533-nucleotide messenger RNA. RefSeq names its product HCP-like superfamily protein with MYND-type zinc finger. The record is from RefSeq and is a predicted model, not a curated record. Bases 226 to 1440 code for a protein of 404 amino acids. Gene Ontology annotation, molecular function: protein binding. Lineage: Eukaryota; Viridiplantae; Streptophyta; Magnoliopsida; Fagales; Fagaceae. The transcript has 3 exons.
UUUUCUUGUUUUCCUUAUAAGCAUUCGGCCUUGUGUCGUUGUUUUUGUUGUGGUCUCCUUGGAUUUGUAAAGCCUUUCUUAUAAGUUCUAAGGCUUUCCCUCAUUUCUCAUUUCCCAUCUAUAUAAAAGCCUGUCUCCCUUUUAGAGAGAGAGAGCGAGAGACGCAAACUAGUUAUAAAAAGAUAAGAUUUUUCAUUUUAGAUAGAGAGAGAGAGUUAGAGAGAUAUGAGAACAAGGAGAGGGCUUUGUUAUCCUAGAGUUGUUGAAGAUAAGAACAUGAGAGUUGUGAAGCGAAGGAGAGAUUUCGCCGCCGAACAAGUUAGUUACCGGAAAAGAAGCCGGAAUUCUUCUGAUAUCGCUGGAAAGCGUGACUUGUUCGAUUCCUUGCCGGACGAUCUCGUCAUUUCCAUUCUCUGCAAACUCAGCUCCUCCGCCACUUGCCCCUCCGAUUUCGCCAACGUUCUCCUCACGUGCAGGAGGUUAAACGGUUUAGGACUUAAUUCCUUAGUGUUAUCAAAAACUUCUCAGAAAACAUUCGCCAUUAGAGCCAAGAACUGGUCCGAGUUAGCUCAUCGCUUCUUGAAACUCUGCGCAGAUGCCGGAAACGUCGAAGCCUGUUACACUCUCGGCAUGAUUCGAUUUUACUGUUUACACAACCGAGGAAGCGGGGCUUCUCUAAUGGCCAAAGCGGCGAUUAGCUCUCACGCGCAGGCACUGUACUCGCUUGCCGUGAUUCAGUUCAACGGUAGCGGAGGCACCAAAAACGACAAGGACUUGAGAGCCGGCGUGGCCUUGUGUGCGCGUGCCGCUUUUCUGGGCCACAUCGACGCGCUUCGCGAGCUUGGUCACUGUCUCCAAGACGGUUACGGCGUUCGCCAAAACAUAACCGAAGGUCGCCGGUUCCUCGUCCAAGCCAACGCUAGAGAACUCGCGGCGGUGUUUUCCACAUCCGCGAACCCCACGCGCCCUCUCUUCACGUGGAACCCACUUCCUCUCCCACACCCACAUCCUCAUCCACGAACCGUGAACAGCGGCGGCGGCGGCGGCGGUGGUUGCCCCUUGUUAAGCGAUUUCGGCUGCAACGUUCCGGCCCCAGAGGCUCACCCGGCGAACCGGUUCAUGUCAGAGUGGUUCGCGGCUCGGGCUGGGAUUCCCGGACCUGGUUUGAGGCUGUGUUCGCACGCGGGGUGUGGUAGACCGGAAACUAGGAGACACGAGUUUCGUCGGUGCUCAGUUUGUGGAACCGUGAAUUACUGCUCACGCGCUUGCCAGGCGCUUGAUUGGAAGAUGAAGCACAAGGCGGAGUGUACACCUACGGAACGGUGGGUCGACGAGGAAGGUGACGUCGACGGAAACGGUAACGGGAAUGGAGAUAACGGUGGUGAUGGAGGAGGCGAAGACGGAGUUAAUGGGAACGAUGAUGUCAUGCCAGACAGUUGAAGUCAAGUGUUAACGGUGAAGAUGACGGAACGGUUACGCCAGAUAAUGUGGGUUACUAGGACAAAGUAAAAAAAAAAAAAAAAAAAAAAGAGG